AUGACUACCAACAACAAGAUUUUCUUAUCUGAGUUCCAGAUGGUCAAGAAUCCUUGUCACAUAGAGAGACGUUUCAAUCCCACGUAUAGAAAAGAAGGGGACCUAAUCAUUGCUGGAUUCCUCUCCCUUUUUGUGAAGGUAGAGAUUCAAGUGAACAAAUUUUUCUUCAAAAUAUUUCCCUUCAACAGUUAUGCACGACAAAUGGCAAUGUUCAAACAAUAUCACCAUUUCCUUGCUCUUCAGUAUGCUGUUGAUGAGAUCAACAAGAAUCCCUAUUUGCUGCCCAACAGAACUUUGGGAUAUCAGUUACUCAAUAACUUCCAUCUGGAGAAACUAGCUGUGGAGAGCUCCUUAAUAUGGCUAUCAGGGAGAGGUCCCAUUAUCCCCAAUUAUAGCUGUGAUAAACAGUCCAAUUCUGUGGCUGUCAUUGGAGGGAUGUCUGCUACACUUUCCAUGGCCAUGGCCACCAUUCUUGAACUAUAUAAAGUUCCACAGAUGCACCACUUUCUGAAAUUCAUCAGUUCUGUCAAUAAUGCCAGUGAUGGGUCACAUGAGGAUAGAGUCCAGGUGGAUGCUGAGACAUAUGAUAUACUAAAUUAUAAAUACUUCCCUGACCAGAUAGAGGCGCUGGUCAAAGUGGGUGAAGUGUAUCCUCUUGCCCAGAGAGUCACCAUUAAGGAUGAAGACAUAGAUUGGCCAGAAGAUUUCCAUCAGACAGCUCUUGAAAGCCAGCCCAGGUGUUGCUAUGCUUGCAAUCCAUGUCCUGAAGGGACAGUUUCCAACCAGAAAGAUGCAGAGCAGUGCCUCCAGUGCCCUGAAGAUCAAUAUCCUAAUAGGGAAAGAGAUCAUUGCCUCCCCAGGACUGUGACCUUCCUGGCCUAUGAGGAACCUCUGGGAAUGACUCUGGCCUGUGCAGCCAUCUGCUUCUCCCUCCUCACUGUGUCAGUCUUGGGGAUCUUUCUGAAGCACAGAGACACCCCCAUAGUCAAAGCCAAUAACCGCAGUCUCAGCUACACUCUGCUGGUCUCCCUCAGCCUCUGCUUCCUCUGCUCCUUGCUCUUCAUCGGCCAUCCUACCACAGCCACCUGCCUGCUGCGCCAAACCACAUUCGCAGUUGUCUUCACAGUGGCCGUUUCAUCCAUUUUGGCUAAAACCAUCACUGUGGUUCUGGCCUUCAGGGCCACCAAACCUGGGAGCAGGCUCCGGAACUGGCUGGGAUCCACACCAUCUUACUCUCUCAUUUUCACCUGCACCCUCAUCCAAAUGUGUCUCUGUGGCAUCUGGCUUGGAACAUCCCCCCCGUUCUUGGAGCUGGACAUCCACUCUGAGCCUGGCUCCAUUAUCAUCCAGUGCAACGAGGGCUCCCUCCUCAUCUUCUACUGUGUCCUGGGCUACAUGGCCUUGCUGGCCUUAGCGAGCUUCACCAUGGCUUUCCUGGCCAGGAACCUGCCAGACACUUUCAACGAAGCCAAGUUCCUGACCUUCAGCAUGCUUGUGUUCUGCAGUGUCUGGAUCUCCUUCCUGCCCUCGUACCAGAGCUCCAAGGGCAAGGCCAUUGUGGCCUUGGAAGUCUUUGCCAUUUUGACCUCCAGUGCUGGGAUUCUCACUUGCAUCUUUGCUCCCAAGUGCUAUGUGAUCCUUCUAAGAAUAGAACAAAAUACUCGGGGGAUACUUAAAACGAAAGCAACUCCCUCAGAAGCCAGGUCUUCUAAAGCUCGCCAAUCACAGUCAAGGAGCUCCUUUGAUCCAGUCAUAAUAAAAUGUUAA
Molecule: messenger RNA, 1767 nt
Organism: Antechinus flavipes (yellow-footed antechinus)
Lineage: Eukaryota; Metazoa; Chordata; Mammalia; Dasyuromorphia; Dasyuridae
Product: vomeronasal type-2 receptor 26-like
Exons: 6
Coding region: 1-1767 (588 amino acids)
Biological process (GO): G protein-coupled receptor signaling pathway
Cellular component (GO): membrane
Molecular function (GO): G protein-coupled receptor activity
Source: RefSeq, a predicted model, not a curated record